GUGUCCUUACUGGAGCUGAACUUUCUCCCCACUGGGGGACCAGCACUCACCAAGCAGCAGCUCAUUCUAGCUCGAGAUGUCCUGGAGAUCGGAGCCCUGUGGAGCAUCCUGAAGAAGGACAUCCCGGAUGAGCUUCCUGAAGCGGCCUACAUGCACCAGUUACUGGGACUGAAUCUGCUCUUCCUUCUGUCCCAGAACCGGCUCUCCGAGUUCCACACAGAACUGGAACGGCUGAGUGCCAAAGACAUUCAGACCAAUGUUUAUAUCAGACAUCCCGUUUCGUUAGAGCAGUACUUGAUGGAGGGAAGCUACAACAAGGUGUUUCUAGCCAAAGGCAACAUCCCCGCUGAGAGCUACACCUUUUUUAUAGAUAUUCUGCUUGACACAAUUCGGUAA
This is a messenger RNA of Menidia menidia (Atlantic silverside), 396 nucleotides long. The record is from the annotation of a GenBank genome assembly. NCBI's taxonomy places the organism in Eukaryota, Metazoa, Chordata, Actinopteri, Atheriniformes, Atherinopsidae.